AUGUCGCCGCCCAUCCGCGCCUGGGUCAAGUCCAACGUCACGUCCUCGUUCCUUUACCCCCUCAAGGGAAUCUGGUACUUUGCGACGCACCGCUACCUCCACCCGCUCCUCCGCAGUCGCCUGGUUCCACUGACCCUCCUGUCAACCUGCGUUCUUGCCAUCCUCUUCCUCACGGCAUACCUUCCCAUCGUCGCCUUCCUCGCCCUCUUCCACUACAAGGGCUCGGCAUGGGUCAACGCCACCUUCUUCAUCCUGGCCAUGGGCUCGCYGCUCAUCCAGGUGCUCUUCGAAGCUAUGCUUGUCGACCACACACAGGUUGACAUCUUCGACGCGGUCAUGGUUGCCGAGGGGUACGAGCAUCUGGUCAAGAACCGCCGGGAAGUGUCCGAGGACAUCGACGAAAGCGAUCCAUACAAGCGGCUGGGCGCAAGAGACUCGGGAGCAAAGUUCGCACCGUUCAGCUUCAGGCAGAUUGUGGAGUUUGUCGUCUUGCUGCCGCUCAACUUCGUGCCUUUCGCAGGUGUGCCGCUGUUCUUGCUGUUGACGGGAUAUCGAGCGGGUCCCCUCAUGAACUGGCGCUACUUUCAACUGAGGCAGUUCUCGAAGAAGCAGCGGAACGCUUUCAUCAAGACGAAGCAGAGGAGAUUUGAGUACUUGUGGAUUGGAACGGUGCACAUGAUCCUUCAGCUGGUCCCUAUUCUGGCCAUGUUCUUCCUGCUCACCACAGCAGCGGGAAGUGCGCUGUGGAGUGUGCAUGUCGAGCAGGAAAGACAGAGUGCCGAGCGAAUGGGAGCAUCCACUCCCGAAGAGCGAGAGGAGGACGACGAACCGCCUGCGUACACAGAUGAGCCUUGA
This is a messenger RNA of Ramularia collo-cygni, 855 nucleotides long. RefSeq lists its product as uncharacterized. The transcript has a single exon. Lineage: Eukaryota; Fungi; Ascomycota; Dothideomycetes; Mycosphaerellales; Mycosphaerellaceae. The coding region runs from base 1 to 855 and encodes 284 amino acids. Gene Ontology annotation, cellular component: ascospore wall; prospore membrane; lipid droplet. The record is from RefSeq and is a predicted model, not a curated record.